AUGGCGGAGAUCAAGAUCGACAGCAAGCUCUUCCAGGAGCGCCUCUCGCACUUCGUCACUGCCUGGAAGAAUGACCUCCGUGCCAAGGAUGGACUCUUUGGCGGCGUCUCGUCCUUCGUCAUCAUGAUGGGCAAGGUCGAGGAGGUUCCCGAAUUCCACAAGAACAACGCCGUUCACUUUUGGCUUUUGGGCUACGAGUUUCCGACGACCCUGAUGCUCUUCACCGUCGACACCCUCUACAUUCUCACUACGGCAAAGAAGGCAAAACAUCUUGAACAGCUCAAGGGCGGUCGUUUCCCCAUCGAGGUGCUUGUUCGAGGCAAGGAUGCAGCCGAAAACGAGAAACUGUUUGUCACUAUUGCAGACAAGAUCAAAGAAGCGGGGAAAAAAGUCGGCGUCAUCUCCAAGGACACGUCCAAGGGCCCCUUCGUCGAUGAAUGGAAGAAGGUGUUUGCCGAACACUGCAAAGAUGUCGAGGAGGUUGACAUUUCUACUGCUUUGUCCACUCAUGCCUUCUCCAUCAAAGACGAAAGCGAACUACGAGCGAUGCGAACGGCUUCCAAGGCUUGCGUGGCCCUCAUGACGCCCUACUUCCUCGACGAAAUGUCCAACAUUCUCGAUGCCGAGAAGAAAGUCAAGCACUCCGUUCUAGCCGACAAGGUCGAUAAGAAGCUCGACGAUAACAAUUUCUGGAAGACUGUUGAGCUCCCCAGCAAAGGCAAGCUGCCUUCGGACCUCGACCCCGCGCAGCUGGAUUGGAUCCUGCCCCCCUCCAUUCAGAGUGGUGGUAAAUACGAUCUGCGAUUUUCUACCGACCCAAAUGACGACAACCUACAUGCUGGCAUCAUCAUUGCCGCCCUGGGUUUGCGUUACAAGUCAUACUGCUCAACGAUUGCGCGAACGUACCUCGUAGAUCCCAAUAAGUCUCAGGAGAGCAACUACAAGCUCCUUUCGAUGGUGCACAACACAAUCAUCAAGGAGAUCCGCGAUGGCAUGACUGCGAAGGAUGUCUACGCCAAGGCGUUGGGUGUCAUCAAGAGCAAGAAGCCAGAAAUGGAGAAGCACUUCUUGAAGAAUGUCGGUUGGGGUGUUGGCCUUGAGAACAGAGACCCUACUCUUGUACUAAGUGCCAAGAACCAGCGAGUUCUCAAAGACGGAAUGACUUUGAUCAUCAAUACUGGAUUCCAGGAUAUUGAGAACCCACAGCCUCAAGACAAGAACAGCAAGAUUUACUCACUAGUUCUGACUGAUACCAUUAGAGUGACAGCUGCUGAGCCGGUCGUUUUCACUGCUGAGGCGCCGACAAGCGCCGACGCCAACUCAUUCUUCUUCAAGGAUGAUGAGGAGGCACAGCCCACUCCCAAGAAGGAGAAGAAGGAUUCCAGAGUAGGCGCGGUCGCCACUAAGAACAUUACCAGCACUCGCCUUCGCUCCGAGCGGACUACACAAACGGACGAUGAUGCAGACAAGAAGCGUCGAGAGCAUCAGAAGGAACUGGCUGCCAAGAAGCAGAAGGAGGGCUUAGCCAGAUUCUCCGAGUCAACCAGUGGGCAAAAUGGCGGAGAGGUCAAGAAAUUCAAGCGUUUCGAGUCAUACAAGCGGGACAAUCAGUUCCCCUUGAAGAUCAAGAACCUUGAGAUUAUCGUUGACUCAAAGAACAGUACUGUCGUUCUCCCCAUCAUGGGACGGCCUGUCCCGUUCCAUAUCAACACCAUCAAGAAUGCCAGUAAGAGCGACGAGGGAGAAUUCGCCUUCUUGCGGAUAAACUUCCUGUCGCCCGGCCAGGGUGUCGGUAGAAAGGAUGACCAGCCCUUUGAGGACGCAUCCGCCCACUUUGUUCGCAGCUUGACAUUCCGAUCGCUCGAUGGAGACAGAUAUAGUGAGAUAGCUACUCAGAUCUCGAACCUGAAGCGCGACGUCGUCAAGAAGGAGCAAGAGAAGAAGGAUAUGGAAGAUGUGGUGGAGCAAGACAAGCUGGCGGAAAUCAGAAACCGACGCCCGGCUGUGUUGGACAACGUGUAUAUCCGACCAGCCAUGGAGGGCAAGAGAGUGCCUGGAAAGGUCGAGAUACACCAGAAUGGUAUCCGUUACCAGUCUCCUCUCAAUGCUCAGCAUCGCGUGGAUAUCCUCUUUUCAAACGUCAAGCACCUCUUCUUCCAGCCUUGCCAGCACGAGUUGAUUGUCAUCAUCCACAUCCAUCUGAAGGACCCCAUCAUUGUGGGUAACAAGAAGAAGACGAAGGAUGUACAGUUCUACCGUGAAGCAACCGACAUCCAGUUUGAUGAGACUGGUAACAGAAAGCGAAAGUACCGCUAUGGAGACGAGGACGAAUUCGAGGCUGAACAAGAGGAGCGCCGUCGCCGCGCCGAAUUGGACAGGCUAUUCCAAGGCUUUGCUCAGAAGAUUGCCGAAGCCGGUCGCAAUGAGAACAUCGAGGUUGAUAUGCCCAUCCGGGACCUCGGAUUCAACGGCGUGCCUUUCCGCAGCAACGUCUUCAUUCAGCCAACUACCGACUGCCUCAUCCAGGUUGUUGAGCCCCCAUUCAUGGUCAUCACCAUUGAAGACAUUGAAGUCGCCCAUCUAGAGCGUGUCCAGUUCGGUUUGAAGAACUUUGACAUGGUAUUCGUCUUCAAGGACUUUACACGUGCUCCAUAUCACAUCAAUACCAUUCCCGUCGAAUUCCUCGACCAGGUCAAGGAUUUCUUGGAUUCUUCAGACAUUGCCUUUACCGAGGGUCCUCUUAACCUCAACUGGCCGACCAUUAUGAAGACAGUUAACCAAGAUACCCACCAGUUCUUCGUCGAUGGUGGUUGGUCGUUCCUGCAGGCCGACUCGGACGAUUCCGGUGCCGAAGACGAGUCUGAGGAAGAAUCGGCCUUUGAGAUGGACGACGAGGAGAUGGAUGAAGUGUCUGAGUCCAGCGAGGAAGAUUCCGACUUUGGUAGCAACGCCAGCGACGAUGACGAUGAUGAAGAGGCCGACAUCGAUAGUGAGGAUGAGGGCGAAGAUUGGGAUGAGAUGGAGAAGAAGGCCAGGAAGCGCGACCGUGAGGGUGGCCUGAAUGAUGACGAAGGCCGUGGAAAGAAGUCACGCAAGCGAUAA
Molecule: messenger RNA, 3102 nt
Organism: Trichoderma harzianum CBS 226.95
Lineage: Eukaryota; Fungi; Ascomycota; Sordariomycetes; Hypocreales; Hypocreaceae
Exons: 5
Coding region: 1-3102 (1033 amino acids)
Biological process (GO): transcription elongation by RNA polymerase II; positive regulation of transcription elongation by RNA polymerase II
Cellular component (GO): FACT complex
Molecular function (GO): nucleosome binding
Source: RefSeq, a predicted model, not a curated record